AUGACCCUGGUGCUGCCCAUGCAGCGGCUGGGCCGCCCCAUCGCCGCCGAGGGAGCCGCCGACCUCGCCGCCUACCGCGCCCUCUGGGAGCCGCCCUGCUGCGGCCGCCCCGGCCCCGCCGCCCCUCCGGCUCCGGCCCCGGCCCCGGCCCCGGCGGCCCCCGGGCCCCCCGCCGCAGGAUCACAUUACAGGGGAAUUUCAAAUCCUGUAACAACAUCCAAGAUCACAUACUUUAAAAGGAAAUAUGUGGAAGAAGAGGAUUUUCAUCCGCCACUCAGCAGCUGUACACAUAAAACAAUCUCCGUGUUUGAGGAGCGGGCCCAUAUUCUUUACAUGUCCUUGGAAAAGCUGAAAUUCAUUGAUGAUCCUGAGGUCUACCUGCGGAGAUCCGUCCUCAUCAACAAUCUCAUGAAAAGAAUCCACGGAGAGAUCCUCAUGCAGAACAACUGGUGCUUCUCCACCUGCUCCUUCGGUGGCACCUCCCCACAGGAGUGGUUCGUGCCUCAGGACUGUCCAUACAGAAAACGCCUUCGGAUGGCAAAGGAGGAGUACGAGAAGCUCCACAUGUGCUGCUUCUAUCAAGAAUGUGGCAGUCACUAUUUAAAUCUACCCUACUCUGUUAAUGCUAGUACAGAAAGUAAUUCCUCUUCUUCUUCCUCCUCCUCCUCUUCCUCCUCCUCCUCCCCUCCCAUUUCUUUGCCAAGCUGUUCUCAGCAGGUGGAUUAUGAAGUUGGCAGUGCACCUUCUUACAGAAGUGAUGACCAGAUACCUGGUAAUGAAAUAUUCAUCACUAAUGGCAGGUCUCACAGUAAUCAAGAAAAGGCAAAAUUCCAUGAUGAGAAAGGAGGUAAUGAACCUGAGAGAGAGAGCGUCGCCCUAAACUGUGAACCUGUAAGAGGCACCCAUGCUAUUGAAUGCAAAGGCAAAUUUUAUGACUGUUUUGAGACUGGAUGUAACGACAAGGGCAACGUGAGUGAAUCUUGGAAAAAAUCCUUAAGGAAAAAGGAAUCUUUACCAAGUAAUAAAAUCUGCUGCAACAAAGGAAGUAAAAUAUGA
Cinclus cinclus is the source of this 1056-nucleotide messenger RNA. It is a transcript of the gene SERTAD4, whose product is annotated as SERTA domain containing 4. The record is from RefSeq and is a predicted model, not a curated record. The coding region runs from base 1 to 1056 and encodes 351 amino acids. Lineage: Eukaryota; Metazoa; Chordata; Aves; Passeriformes; Cinclidae. Gene Ontology annotation, cellular component: nucleus. The transcript has 3 exons.